Fonticula alba is the source of this 879-nucleotide messenger RNA. RefSeq lists its product as hypothetical. The transcript has 2 exons. The record is from RefSeq and is a predicted model, not a curated record. The coding region runs from base 71 to 856 and encodes 261 amino acids. NCBI's taxonomy places the organism in Eukaryota, Rotosphaerida, Fonticulaceae.
CCCCCCCCCUCCAUGCCCUUCCCUCCCUCUGUGCCCUUCUCGCAUUCUCGCUCCGUUGGCCCGCCGCAAAAUGUCCACAGGGGCGCCAGACCACCAGCUGGCACUCAGUCUGUCGCAAAGUGCGGUCGAGCCCGUUCCACGGCCUUUUGCCCCGAACUCAUUCAUCCUGACGCGUGAUGGUGCUCGGGUUUCUCGUCAGGCCAGCUUUUAUGGGUCACAGAACCUCAUCCUCGCCGGGCAGGCUGUCAUUGAAGAAGGGGCAAUCUUGCGAUCGGACCUUCGUCGGAUCCGCACCCGCGCGGCGGCCCCGCCCGCCGGCGACCAAGCAUCCGGCCAACCGCAGCAGCCGCAGAUGCCCCGAUACUCGCAGUCCUUUGGCGUGGGCGUGAUUGUGGAGUCGGGUGCGGUGGUCCGGCCGCCGGGGAAAAUCACCGGCGGUGGGACCAUCUUCGACUACUAUCCCCAGGAGAUUGGGCCUCAUGUGCUGAUCGGGGCCGGAGCCGUGGUUGAGGCGUCGCUGAUCGAUUCACGCGCGCGCAUUGGUGCCGGCGCCGUGGUCGGGCGCUUUGCCACGGUGCAUGCUGAUGCCGUGGUUUGCCCGGGGGCAGUGGUGCCCCCCUACUCGUCGGUUCCGCCUGGGGCUGUGGUCGCCGGCAACCCGGCCACCGUGGUGGCACACCAGCGUCCGGGGCUCCAUUCGGCGGCCGAGGUGUCUGAGCGCAAUCAGGACGACAUCUACCGAUCGUAUGUGGCCGUGGCUGGUCUGGGGGUUGCACCAGUGCCCGGCUCGACGCCGGCUGGCUCGGCCUCGGCCUCAAGCUCCUCGGCAUCGCUGACAUCGGCACGUACGCAGUAAUCCCGCAUGCCUCCCCCCCCCCC